UCAGUCUGUCUGUGCUUCUUCAUCCAACAUGUCUGCAGCACUUUACAGGACGCUGCAGACUAGUUACCAAAGAACGAGUCAGGAACACAUCAGGAACAAACUGAGACACAAUCUGACUGAGACUAGAAGACAAGGAGGGACAGGGAGGUCAUGUGACCAUCACAGCUGCUGCUGACGUCAUCAUGUUGUGCUUUGUUGUCCUCAAAGGUUACAAGGUGGAGGUGGAUUCAGGGAUGGAGUCUGUCCUGCUGCCCUGUAAAGCCACAGUUCGCCUGCCUGCAGAUGGUAAAGUGGAGUGGACGGAUAAAAAUGGAAAGGUCCACGUGUAUGAGAACGGCUCUGACAAGCCUGAAUACCAGCACCCAGAUUUUAAAGCCAGAACCAAGAUGAGGAAAAAUCUGCUGACGCUUGGAGACUUCAGUCUGACCCUGAAAUACCCGACAAUCACAAACACCUACACCUGCACCAUCUACAGCAGGGAGGGAAACAUCCUGAUGGAGAAACACGUGAAGCUGACUGUCAAAGUCCCCCAGGUGGAGGUGGAUUCAGGGGAGGAGUUUGUCCAGCUGCCUUUCAAAACCUCUUCAAAACUUCCCCUGCUUGACAUAGCAACCAUUGAGUGGACAAACACAUACGACAUGAAGGUCCACGUGUAUCAGAAGAGCUCUGACCAGCCUGAAGAACAGGACAAGAUCUACACAGAAAGAACGAAGAUGAAUGAAGACCCGCUGAAAACUGGAGACCUCAGUUUGACCCUGAAAUACCCCACAGAUGGAGACACGGGUAUCUACACCAGCGUCGUCUACGGCAGCGAGAGAAACAUCCUGCUGAAGAAAAAGGUGGAGCUGAGAGUCAAAGGUCAGUGCUGUAGAUACAG
This is a messenger RNA of Haplochromis burtoni (Burton's mouthbrooder), 877 nucleotides long. RefSeq lists its product as uncharacterized. Gene Ontology annotation, biological process: cell surface receptor signaling pathway; T cell costimulation; positive regulation of T cell proliferation. The record is from RefSeq and is a predicted model, not a curated record. Lineage: Eukaryota; Metazoa; Chordata; Actinopteri; Cichliformes; Cichlidae. The transcript has 2 exons. Gene Ontology annotation, cellular component: external side of plasma membrane. The annotation marks the transcript as partial.